GGUACGUGCAAUUGAUUGGGUGUCGGCGCGGAUUCCAGCUCGUCCGUUCGCCAGCUACGUCGUCGCUCACACCCAUGCUGACCCUCAUGGCGCUAAGCCGGUGACGCGGGGCUUGUCCGACCACCUCGACCUCCAGCUCGGUCAGCUCUUGUAGCCCCAACAACACAAUCGUUCCAAUUUCUCUAUUGACACUCAUUCUACCAGCCCCUGUGCCAGCACCGCCAUGUCUCGCCGAGACGACGACCUGGCGUACGGUGAGUACAAUGCCCAAGAAGGGCACGAGGGCGAUCGCGGCCUCAUAGGCGACAUGGGUCGGCGUUUUGGCUUUGGCAAAAAAGAGAAUACCCAGCCUCAGUCUUCAUCCUCACAGCAAGGUGGCGGUGGCGGCGGCAUGUCGUUCUUCAAGAAACUCCAUGAUCCUCUUCAUGGGUUCGUCUCCGAUCUCAAAGAUGCCAUAAGUGGCGACGACAACAACAACAACAACAACAACCAGCAGAAACCCCCAGCGGGAACAAAUGAGCAGACGGGACAGCCUGCUGCUGCCCAAGAAUAUCAUCAGCAACAUCGCUUCUCCAGCUUCGCCCCAGAACGACAUGGCAAUGAGACCAAGUGGUAUGUCGAUGGGUGCUCGUACAUGUACGCAGUAUCCAUAGCUCUCGAGCGCGCCAAAGAGUCCAUCUGGAUCCUCGACUGGUGGCUUUCCCCCGAGCUCUACCUUCGCCGUCCUCCUGCCAAGAACCAACAGUAUCGUGUCGACCGCAUGCUGCUUGCGGCUGCCGAGCGUGGCGUCAAGGUCAACAUUAUUGUUUACAAGGAGGUUACCCAAGCCCUUACUCUCUCCUCAGCCCAUACAAAACACCACCUGGAAGAUCUCCACCAAAACAUUGGUGUUUUCCGACACCCUGAUCACCUGCCAGACGCCGCAGUGCUGCAGUCAAAUUUCUUCGCCUCUAUGAAGAACAUGUCUUUCACCCCGGCUGCACUCGCUCAACUCCCAGGAGAUGGCCUCAAGGCAAUCUAUGGUGCUCACGAAGGUACAGUCAUGUACUGGGCACAUCACGAAAAGCUCUGCUUGAUUGAUGGCCACAUCGCGUUCAUGGGAGGACUCGACUUGUGCUAUGGCCGAUGGGACACCAACCAGCACGCAAUUGCUGACGCCCAUCCUGGCAAUAUCGACAGGAUUGUCUUCCCAGGUCAAGACUUUAACAAUGCUCGUAUGCUGGACUUCCAGGACGUCGGCAACUGGGAAAAUAACAAGCUCGACAGGACCGAAAGCUCUCGUAUGGGAUGGUCUGAUGUUGCCUUGUGUGUCUCCGGUCCAGUUGUUCAGGAUCUGCGUACUCAUUUUACCCAACGCUGGAAUUUUAUCUACGACGAAAAGUACAGCAAGAAAGCCACCAGAUACGCCAGACUACCCGAUACUAGUAGCGGCGCUCAACAGGCGCCAACUCAACAACGGGAUUUCGAAGGAGAUGAAGGAGAGCGUGGUUUCGGCGGCAACGAAGAGAGUGAUCGAGGAAUUUUCGGCCACGGUGGUCUACGUCAGAAGGUGUACAGUAAGUUUGAUCAGUACGGCCAGGGCCACAGUUCGUAUCAACCUCACCAACAGUCCCAUGCGGAGCACAGCUCGCAGAAGGGUGGUGUCGACUGCCAAAUUACGCGAAGCUCUGCCAAAUGGAGCCAUAACCUGAUCACCACUGAGCAUUCGAUUCAAAAUGCGUACUGCGAGAUCAUUCGCAACAGCAAGCAUUUCAUCUACAUUGAGAACCAGUUUUUCAUAACUGCCACAGGUGACCAGCAGAAGCCGAUCAAGAACAAGGUCGGUGCAGCCAUUGUCGAACGCAUUGUUCGCGCUGCGAGAAAUGGCGAGAAGUACAAGAUGAUUGUUAUGAUUCCUGCUGUGCCGGCUUUUGCGGGCGAUCUGAAGCUCGAUGAAGCACUCGGUACCCGCGCUAUCAUGGAAUUCCAGUACGACUCCAUCAACCGUGGUGGUCACUCGAUUUACGAGGAAAUUGCCAAGGCAGGAUUCAACCCGAUGGAGUACAUCCGGUUCUACAACCUUCGCAGCUACGACCGUAUCAACUCCAGUCAGAUCAUGCAGGAGACGGAGAAGCGCAGUGGUGUUUCCUACACUCAAGCUCAGGAGGGCUUCGAUGCUGCCCACGACAACGCGCGUGACUACCAGGCCUAUCACCCCCCGCCUACUCAGGAAUAUGGCGUAUACGAAAUGGACGGUUCCUCCGCCCCUCAACAGCAGUACGGUGGUGGUCCACAAAGUCAAGGCAGGAAGAGCGACUAUGACCGUUACCAGCAAGAAGCAAUGAAGGUCGGUGGGCGACAAGGCCUUGGCGAUGGACGUUGGGACACUGUCAGCGAGUGUUACAUGCUCGGAGGCGAGGACAUUCGUAAUGUGCCUUGGGAAGGUAGCCCCGAUGCUGAGAUGGAUGCUUUCGUGUCUGAAGAGCUAUACAUCCAUAGCAAGCUCUUGAUUGCUGAUGACCAGAUUGUCAUUUGCGGGUCUGCUAACCUCAACGACCGCUCGCAACUUGGCGAUCAUGACUCUGAGAUCGCGAUCAUCAUCCACGACCCCAAAACGGUAGAGUCUUCCAUGGACGGACAGCCAUGGCGCGCGUCCGAGUUUGCGGCGUCCCUUCGAAGGGAGAUCUUCCGAAAGCACCUUGGCUUGCUCAAACCUCAGGACAUGGAGCGACCAGAUGCCAACUACGAGCCUGUAGGAAUUCCCAACCAAUAUGAUUGGGGUUCGCAGGAGGACCGCCAAGUUGUAGACCCUAUUUCUGACGAGUUCUGGAACCUAUGGAACUGGAGAGCGCACACCAACACACAAGCUUUUGGAAAAGUGUUCCACCCUGUACCCAGUGAUGAGGUCAAGAACUGGAAGCAAUAUGACGAGUACUAUUCUCGCUUCUUUGGCCAGGACCAGAAGGCCAAGGAGAAAAAGAAGCCGUCGUUGUACAAGUGGGGCCACGUUGUUGCCGAAAACUUUGCUCCAGGCGAGCAGGGUGUGCGUGAAGUCAAGGAGAUUCUCAGCACGAUCAAGGGCAACCUCGUUGAGAUGCCAUUGAUCUUCCUGAAAGAGGAAGACAUUGCCCAGGAGGGUGUGGGGCUGAAUGCUCUUACCGAGGAGCUUUACACUUAGUUUAGCGGGCUGGGUAUGGUAUGGUGGCCUGCACCGAUUGGGUUUGGAUAGCUAAAAGCCCAUACUGCAAUGAAUACAAUUGCAAAAUUGUCUUUUCAUAAAGACUGCAAUGUGCAAUAUGCAAAUGUUACAUAUUUAUGUAUGUAUAGCGGUAGUUAUGAAGGUAAAAGUAGUGUAUUCCUGAACGGCGGCGAGGAC
Messenger RNA from Bipolaris sorokiniana ND90Pr, 3355 nucleotides. RefSeq lists its product as uncharacterized. The coding region runs from base 224 to 3157 and encodes 977 amino acids. Lineage: Eukaryota; Fungi; Ascomycota; Dothideomycetes; Pleosporales; Pleosporaceae. The record is from RefSeq and is a predicted model, not a curated record. Gene Ontology annotation, molecular function: D-type glycerophospholipase activity. The transcript is spliced from 6 exons. Gene Ontology annotation, biological process: cell motility; phosphatidic acid biosynthetic process; intracellular signal transduction.